CAAAUUAAAACAUACAGAUAUACUUCUAGUUGAGGUAGCAAUAAUAAUGGAAUCGAAUGGUGUAGACUAUGCUUCCAAACUGCUUGAAUCUCAAAGCCAUGUAUGGCACCAGAUUUUCAGCUUCAUAAAUUCCAUGUCCCUCAAAUGUGCAAUUGACUUGGGAAUUCCAGAUGCCAUACACAACCAUGGCCAACCCAUGCCACUCUCAAAACUCAUUUCUUCUCUACAAAUCCAUCCCAACAAAACACAAUUCAUCCACCGCUUGAUGCGAAUUUUGACUCAUUCUGGCUUUUUCUCUAAACAAAUCUCUUCCAAAGGCGAUCCAGAAUCGAGUUAUGCCCUAACCGACGCAUCCAUGUUGUUGCUUAAAGACAACCCCAUGAGUCUUUUCCCUUACUUGUCCGCCGUAUUUGAUCCAAUUUUAACAAAGCCGUGGUGCGAGUUGCCAGCAUGGUUCAAAAAUGAUAGUCCCACACCGUUCUACAUGACACAUGGGAUGGCACUUUGGGAAUAUGCUGGCGUUGACCCAAGACUCAAUAAGCUCUUCAAUGAUGCCAUGGAAACCGAUACUCCAUUUGUUUCAAGUAUUUUGUUUGACAAGUGUAAGGGUGUGUUUGAAGGGUUGGAGAUUUUUUAA
Messenger RNA from Arachis duranensis, 637 nucleotides. RefSeq names its product probable O-methyltransferase 3. The record is from RefSeq and is a predicted model, not a curated record. NCBI's taxonomy places the organism in Eukaryota, Viridiplantae, Streptophyta, Magnoliopsida, Fabales, Fabaceae. Bases 47 to 637 code for a protein of 196 amino acids. Gene Ontology annotation, molecular function: S-adenosylmethionine-dependent methyltransferase activity; protein dimerization activity; O-methyltransferase activity. The transcript has a single exon. Gene Ontology annotation, biological process: methylation.